AUGAGAGCAGUAUAUAACUUUUGUUAUUACACGGUACAAUGAAGUGGGGGGGUUCGAAAAGUCGAGUCCUUUGCACGCAUUUCGUCUCGUUGUCGGGCGGAGGUGAUGGAGAUCUGGAUCUUCAUCGGGCUUUUGUUUUGUCCUUCCCCAGGCCCAGAGCGGGCAAAAUAUCGCCCCACCGCGCGUGUCACGUGACCAUUUUUUCCCACAUCCCCACACCAGCAAAGCGAAGGAGCGGAGGUGGGCGGUAUUGGGAUUUGCCAAGAAUUCUAAGAUUCAUCGUAGCGAUAAAAAUAUCGAUUGGAGAAAGAAUCCCACCGCCGCCGCGAGGGACGGACAGGACCCAGCACCCUUUUUUUCUGAUCCCCUUGACCACCUUCUAUUUCUGUGUCCUAAGGCUGUUACAUUUACAUGUAUGGUUGAGUGAGCGGGUCACGGCUCAGAAGAGUUCACAGUUCAUCCUUGUGGAGGUAUGGCGGAGCCUGUGGUUGCUUCUUCUGCUUCUUCUUGUUUUUGCGGAAGCAGAAGCAGAAGCCGGGUUCCUCCUCCUCCUCAUUCUCGCUCCCUCACCCUCAGAAUCACCCCCACGUUCUCCUCUCCGAUCCACCACCGCCCCCACAAAGCCCCCUCCCUUUUCCCUCGCAAUCCUCCCCUGUUCCUUCUUUUUCAAUCUCCUGCCACUCCCACCGCCGCUUCUGCUCUCGACUCCGACGUGCCUCGUCCCCAGGGAUCGUCGCCUUCUGCGGAGAGGAGCCCCCUGUUCCGGCAAUGGGAUUCUCUCACUGCCCAGUUCUCGGCUUCCUCAAACAUCCCCUUCUUGUUGCUGCAGCUCCCUCAGAUCAUCCUCAACGCCCGCAACCUCUUAUCCGGCAAUCGCUCCGCCCUCCUCGCCGUCCCCUGGCUGGGCAUGCUCACUGGCCUGCUGGGCAACCUUUCCCUUCUUUCUUACUUCAUAAAGAAGAGAGAAAAGGAGGCGGUCGUGGUUCAGACGCUGGGCGUGGUCUCCAUCUACGUCGUUGUCUCCCAACUCGCCAUCGGACGCGCCAUGCCCCUCCCCAUCUUCCUCGUCACUUCCCUGGUCGUUGCCACCGGCCUCCUUCUCAACUUCUCCAACUACUUCCACGUGCUCCCUCCCUCCCUUUGGUCCUUCUGGGAAGACUUCAUCACCAUUGGCGGCCUCUCCGCUCUCCCUCAAGUCAUGUGGUCUACUUUUGUCCCUUACAUUCCACAUAGCAUCUUGCCCGGAUCAAUUGCUUGUUUCAUUGCUUUUGUGGCUGUUCUCAUGGCAAGAACGGGGAAACUUUCAGAGAAAGGUGUCAGAUUUGUGGGAGCAAUAUCUGGAUGGACAGCUACACUUCUCUUCAUGUGGAUGCCAGUCUCACAAAUGUGGACAAAUUUUCUGAAUCCUGAUAACAUCAAGGGCUUAUCUGCAUCAUCAAUGUUGCUUGCCAUGAUUGGAAAUGGACUCAUGAUCCCACGGGCACUCUUUAUUCGUGAUUUCAUGUGGUUCACGGGGUCAGCCUGGGCUGCUCUUUUCUACGGGUAUGGGAACAUUGCAUGCCUGUACAGUUUCAAUUGUAUCAGUAGGGAGUUCUUCUUGGGAGCAACAGCUGGAUUGGUUUCAUGGAUAGGAAUAGCCUUAUGGAGGGACAUGGUGGCAUAUGGAUACAACACACCAUCGCGAUCCAUAAAAGAGCUGGUUUUUGGACCUUGAUGAAAGAUUGGGGCAACACUGGCAGCUGGAUGAAAUUGUAUUGGCACAGACUGACCCGGUCGAAGAACACGGUUGCAGUGUCACAUUAUCCUCGUUUU
Messenger RNA from Rhodamnia argentea, 1812 nucleotides. Its product is annotated as maltose excess protein 1-like, chloroplastic. Gene Ontology annotation, cellular component: chloroplast envelope. The transcript is spliced from 9 exons. The coding region runs from base 473 to 1714 and encodes 413 amino acids. NCBI's taxonomy places the organism in Eukaryota, Viridiplantae, Streptophyta, Magnoliopsida, Myrtales, Myrtaceae. The record is from RefSeq and is a predicted model, not a curated record. Gene Ontology annotation, molecular function: maltose transmembrane transporter activity.